Molecule: messenger RNA, 1451 nt
Organism: Onthophagus taurus
Lineage: Eukaryota; Metazoa; Arthropoda; Insecta; Coleoptera; Scarabaeidae
Gene: Tsp97E
Product: Tetraspanin 97E
Cellular component (GO): membrane
Source: RefSeq, a predicted model, not a curated record
UUUAAUAUUCUCAUUGAUCGAAAAAUAAAUAAUGUUCUAAUCUAAAAAAUCGUGAUUCUUCUUUAAUUUGAGUGAAUUAAAGAAGAUGUGCGGGGGUUUUACUUGCUCGAAGAACGCUUUGAUAGCGUUAAACGCUUUGUAUUUGGUUGUAGCUUCAGUUUUGAUUAGCGUAGCUGUUUAUGGUCGGGCGGCUUCAAUCGUAACUAAUCUACCCAUAAUCGGUGGAAUAUUGGCAUGUGGAAUCAUACUGAUCAUAAUUUCGUUAUUGGGGCUGGUCGGGGCUGUAAAACAUCAUCAAGUUAUGCUGUUCUUUUACAUGUUAAUUUUAUUCAUGUUAUUUUUGAUCCAAUUCUCUGUGGCUUGUGCUUGUCUUGGGGUAAACAUGCAGCAACAAGAACAACUUGCUGAACAAGGUUGGGGGAGGGUUAAUAACGAAACGAAAGCUGAAGUUCAAAGGGUUUUUACAUGUUGUGGGUUUAGCGAUCGAUUUUCACAGGCUGAUAAAAAGAUGGGGUAUCCAGAUUGCGAUAAAAUAAAAGAAAAAUGUUGUGGAAAGCUUCAAGUUGAUCCGAAUUGUACAUGUUAUUGUAUUGAUAAAUUACAAAAUACCAUUGAUUAUGCUUUUAAAUUAUGUGGAUGGGUUGGACUUUUCUUUAGUUUCACUGAGAUUGUCGGUGUGGUUUUAACGAAAAGAUAUCGGAAUCAAUACGAUCCUGAAGAAAAAUUAGCAACGGCCGUUUUUCCUAAACAUAACUUUACAUAUUAACGAAUUUCAAAACAAAUUAUCUUUAAUUUGAGUUUAAAUUCGUGGUUAGAAUAUGUUUUUGUUCACUAUUAACCAUGCCAAAGUCUUCGUUUAAGCUUAUUUAAGCUAAUUUAUUGCCAAAACUUUUUAGGUUAGAAUCUCCUUUAUUAUUUUUUUUUUGCUCUAAUUAAAGACAUUUUUAUGAAUUAAUAAUUAAUAAAUAAUAAUUGUUGUGGUAUAUCAUUCCAGUAAAGACAAAAAUAAUAAAAUAUGAUGUAAUUAAUGAUGAAUAAUGGAUGUUUAAGACGUAAUCUUUUUAAGUAAGUAUAAAAUAAGACUGUGUGUGCCCUUGUUAGAUUAAAUAAUUACGAUAUCUAACGAAAAACGAAAAGAUUCUUUUUAAUUUUAGUUGCUAUAUCAUCCAAUCUAAAAUUAUCUGCAAUUGGAUUCUUGAAGCAAUUUUAUUUGUUGUUGUGAUCCUAGAUAAAGUUUUUAGAUAGCUUACGUAAUAAUAUCGUUUAAGUGUUUUAAUGUGUAAAUAUUGCGGGGUAAAAAUCCAUUGCAAAAGCUUGUGAUUAAUUUCUCAGUGAAAAGGUUUUUAAAUCAGCUUUGUUUAAAUCAACUUGUGCUAUCGAUCAACUUAUUUAAAUUAAUUUAUUUUUAAUUUAAGGGUUUUAAUGAUAAUAAAUAUAAAAUUGAGCCUGUA